Molecule: messenger RNA, 162 nt
Organism: Lathyrus sativus (Indian pea)
Lineage: Eukaryota; Viridiplantae; Streptophyta; Magnoliopsida; Fabales; Fabaceae
Source: the annotation of a GenBank genome assembly
AUGUUUCCAGGGUUCAUGCGAAAGCCAGACAAGACUGCGGCAUUGAAGGAGCUCAAAUCUCACGUCGCCAUGUUCGGAACAUGGGUCGCUGUGGUUCGUCUCACCCCUUACAUUCUUCACUUUCUCAACCGCGAAAGCGAGGAACUCAAGCUCGAGCUUUAG